CUUACGGUCUCUACUAACUUCCUCUUCCUUUUGUUCCUUACGCUUGUUGGUUCUGCUCGUGCGCAGGUCUACAGAUGUUGAUUUUGCCUAAAGGACUGUCGGUUUAGCACUAAACGCGCUUUGUUUGUACUGCAACUCUCCUGAAAAAGAUCGGUUUUGAACAACAGCUCUCUCCUUCGUCACAAUUUCGUCCCCACACUGGGAAUUUUCGUUUCAUUUUCAAUCGUGCAAAAAUUCAUCCUCCCGCCACCUGAAAUCGCUGUGAAAAUUAUUCGUGUUGUCUUUCGCGUUCCGUACGUUUUCACUUACCGCGUUCGGUUUUUGCGACCUGCAAGAGUAAUCGUGAAUUGCGUUAACGUGAUUGAUCUACAACUUUCAGUUCCCUGGUAGUGCUCUUUUCUAGCCGCCCCUAGGUUCUUUUUCAAGUUCUGUUUUUAGCAAGUACCCCUUGAAUUAUCGCAAUAGAUGCAAAGAAUCAUCACAAAGCUUUACUGCUGAAGCACAGAAUGCAUGAGAAGCAGCUAGAAAAAAUUCAAUAUUCCCUUCACUCAGAAAAGCAUACAAACCGGCGCCGAAAUCACAUGGUGCUAAUUCACCUCGGUCCCCACAAAUAGAAAUAACCUCGUUUCAGCAUCAGAGACCGAAGGCGGUUCCUUAUUGCCGGCCAACGAACGAUUUUAAAGUAAUUCUACCAGUAGGCUAUGAUUCCCUGGAACCCGCCCCGCGGCCCUGGGCAGAAGGGUUUCGACUACUUGGAUCCGAGACACAAGGCGCCGCCGCUGAAUAAGGACUUUUUGUGGGAUCGGGAACUGCUCCUGCAGCAGAUAUCCCAGUUUCUGAAGCGCGGGGAGCACGGGAACGCCGAGUCGGCUUUUUUGAAGUUUUACCACCUGAUCCAGGAGCGCCCCGCCGGGGACCUGUUUUCCGCGGAAGCGCAACUGCACCUGUCGCUGACCAUGCGGGUGAUCCACGAGAAAUACGCGGGGAGCCCGAGUCGCACGAGAAACUUGUUAAAGGAGUGCUUCUUGGAGAUCCUCGCGAGUGGAAGAGAGCAACACGAGUUACUGCAGCUGAGCGGGACAUCUUCAAGCACUAGUGCAAAUACUGCAACUACAGGUCCGGCGCUCUUCGGCGGGAAGCAGCCGCCCCUGCACGCUAGUAUCAACAGCACGUCUACAUUACCAGCCUCAGAUAUGGAUGUGUCAGGAUCGAAAUCGACAAAGUCGAAAAAUUUGCGAUGCGUAAAAUGUAGGGCACUGGAGGCCUGUAUUGGGGAGCAGGCAAAUGAGACCGAUUGUAAGCGUGAUUAGGGGUAUGCAAUAUGCUGCCACAGUAGCAUGACAGGAGCAGUCUUCUUUGCCCAAACAGCAUGACAGACUGGAUUUGGGUGCUCUCGAAAUUUGUCAUGCGCCGCUUACAAUUUGAGGCUCCAACUGGUAUCGACUUUAUGCAUCACAAAUUUUUCGACUUUGUCAAUUUCGGUUCUGACACUUCCAUAUCAGAGCGGUUCAAUGACCGUGGGGGUACGCAGUUACACGACGGGGGUUUUCUGGACUCAGAAAAGCGGGAAAGAGUGAUUUCGGUCGGGCCGGGCGGGGUGCCACAAGUGCAAAAGCGGGUCGGAAUUAUGCAGGACGCGAGUGGGGGUGACCACGGUGCUGGAGUACAACAACAGGUAGUCGGGAACAACAAUGGAUCGCCAUCUUCAAGUACAACUAUGCAGCAACAGAGUCCAGCAGGUACUGGAGGUGAUAUUAAUCAACAGGGCCCGCAAUCGCAAUCCUCAUCCGCCUUUGAGCAGAAAUCCGGAAGCAAAUCCUCGAGCCCGAACACGCCGCGAGGGGCGGGCUAUGACAGUGCACAACUUCCCCUCCCCCUCAUUUGUAAUGCAAAAUCCCAAAUCCAGCUGCUGCCUUGUAGCACUGGUUGCAUGACAAAUCCCGGAAGCUCAAACAGCACUACACUCCAAUGCAAAUUUGUAAUGCAAAGCCGGCACUGUUGCUGCUGCUUGUAUUGCCGUUCAUGCUAUACAAAUGAGGGGGAGGGGGAGUUGUGCACUGUCAUACGGGCAAGUCGGUGAACAUAAAGACGUCCCUUACUACCAGCAGCAGAAAGAACGCGCCGUCCAGCGGCAUGCAGGAGCGGCUCAAUCAGGUGAAUCUAAUCGUACCGCCGGCACCGCUGUUCGUGCACCCCUGCGUCGCUGACCGGGGACAGGCCAGCUCCGUCCCGCUCUUUCCGUACAAGAUGUGACGAGUGGUUGGAGUUAUUUUCUUGGCGAGGCCGCACUUCAAAAAGUUCCGAUCUCGAUUUUUUGAUGGAUGCCUGCCAUUUGUUUCCUAGUUUCUGAAUUUUUUUCAUAGAAGCAUAUGUGAUAGAUUGUGUAAGUAGUUCGCUAUCGCUACACAAACACACGAAUUCUGCCCCUGCUCGCUGGAGUAGGACCCAAAGCUACUUUUUGUACUUACUGCCCGUAGGGCAGUUGUACUCCUGCCCAUGAACAGAGCAUGUUAAUGUUCUAUUUUCUUGUUGAACCACCCCACCAAGAAUUUCCUCCCGAAAUGAAAGCAAGGACA
Messenger RNA from Amoebophrya sp. A120, 2576 nucleotides. NCBI's taxonomy places the organism in Eukaryota, Dinophyceae, Syndiniales, Amoebophryaceae. The record is from the annotation of a GenBank genome assembly.